Molecule: messenger RNA, 1281 nt
Organism: Colletotrichum graminicola M1.001
Lineage: Eukaryota; Fungi; Ascomycota; Sordariomycetes; Glomerellales; Glomerellaceae
Exons: 7
Coding region: 1-1281 (426 amino acids)
Source: RefSeq, a predicted model, not a curated record
AUGUCCGCAUGUGUUCAGACAUCGUGCAAAUGGGAAGAUCAGCUCGUAAUGUCGAAAUUGACGCAAGACCUGUGCCGCGCCUUCCCGCACGAGUCUCGAAAAUCCGAGAUCAAACGGGUUGCUACAGUGUUCGCAUCCAUCAUAUUUCCCAUCGUGGGAUUGAGACUGCUCUCACGAUAUGUCGCAACGAACCGGCUUGAGUUCGACGAUUGGAUAACGAUUGCCACGUCUCUCGUUGUAGGCGCAACCCUUGGAUGCGUUAUAUCAACUGCUAAUCUCGGAUUCGGAAACCAUUUCUGGGACAUUGAUCCAAGCAACGCCGAGGGCAUCGCCAAGCUCUACUACUCCAUCCAGAUGCUCUACGUUGUCAUCAUCAUCAUGGUCAAAACGGCAAUUGUAGCCUUCUUCGCGCGCAUCUUCCCACGUCGCAAAUUUCAGAUUGCCGUCUACAUCGUUCUGGCGGUCCUCCUCUGCCACGGCCUGUUGUUCGUCCUCCUCAUCAUGUUCGAAUGCGCCCCCGUGGCCGCCAUCUGGGACCGUACACUCGAACGGAAAUGCAUCGACCUCAACGCCGUCACAUUAGCGAGCGCCAUUCUCAGCAUCAUCGAGGACUUCGUAAUCCUGGCCAUGCCCAUUCCGGAACUGAGGAGACUCGAACUUACGCGCAAGAAGAAGUCUGCGUACAUGCAUCACCUCAAUGGGGAACGUGUCGAUCUAGUGAACUGGAGUGUCGCCGAGAUUUCCUCCGCGCUGUUGUGCGGAAGCCUCCCAGCGUUGCGACCCCUUUUCAUGAAGAUCCCCGCCCUCCUCGCCAUGAUGCGAGGCGAACGUCCGCAUACAGACAUCAGAGAGCCCCUCGACACGUACAGGAAGGACGACCACCACGAAGCACAAUUCCAGGACAAGUCGCACGGGCUCAUCGGCAUGUCCCAGCUCUAUCUGCCCAACGCGCGCGUGCCGGACAACUGGACCAAGGAAGACGAACUCUACGCGAUGAGGCGCGACGUCGAAAGACAGAUUGUCGAAAGGCAGGUCGGCCACCAUUCCGAUCGAGUCGCCCCCCUGACGGAGCCGCUACGCUCCCACCCCAUCUGGAUGAGGCGCGGCAGUGAGUCGACGACGACGACAGCGACGUACUCGGCCACCAGAUCGCCGACGAUAAUGAGCACAUCGACGUACUCGAACCCCAAAUCACCGACGGCGCUUCUGCGUAUGAACGGAUACGAACCGAAGAACAUAAGGAACGGCGUGAACAAGAACUUCACAAUGUCAUGGUUGUAA